CCCUAUGUCUCCCCUCCUCUCUUCCCAUGCCCGGAGCGAGGCUACAGUAGCUAGCUGAUGCUCUUCCCUGUGCUGUGGGGCCCACUCCCUGACACGGCCCCUUCCGUCGUCCCUGUACUAGAGAGCUCAGCUCAUCCUUCAAUUCGAGCCUUCCUCAACGCCGGUGUCUCGCGGAGCCGAGAGGCGCGAGAGCUCUCGAUGAAUUCGUCUCUUUCUCGCUAUAAAUACUGAAGGGCUACCUACUCUCGGUCGAUCGUCGUCCCCACUGAUCCACUCUCCUCUCUUCUCUUCAGACUUCUCUUCUCUUCUUCUCCCGUUUUGUCUGCCCCCCCUGCAUUACGCCAUAGCUGCCGGUGACAUGGAUCAGAAGGGGAGGAGGAGGCACGUCGUGCCGGCGUUCGGGGAGUGGAACUACUACUACCACCACCAGCAGUAUGACGACGAAAACCACCACCAGGCGCCGCCGGAGGUGAUGCGGUCGGCUCCCGCCGUCGCCGUGGCGGCGGCGGCGGCUGACGACGAGUGGUACGCGUACGGCGGGGGCGCGGCGGCGGAGGCGUGCAGCGACGUGUGGUUCAGGUACUCGCCGCCGCCGCGGAGGCCGACGCCCAAGAAGGCGAGGAGGCCGGAGGGGAGGGUGGCUCCCGAGAAGGCGGCGCCGUACGACGACGGCGGCGGCAAGGGGAGGCAGCAGCAACAGGCGGCGCGUGCUGCGAGGGCGUACCAUUCCGGCGGGGUGGCGGUGGCGCGCACGCCGGCGAGGGGCGGCGCCACCUGCAGGGUCGUGAAGCGGCCGGUCGACGCCGACCUGUACCAGGUGCCCCCGCCGGAGUUCGUCUCCCGCCGGCCAAGACGGAAGAGGGCCAUGAGUAGCUUGUGGAUGGGUUGCUUGGGCCUCAACUGCGUUGCAUGAGAAUGCGAUCGCCAUGAACAAACCAAGCUAACUUUAUGGACUAGUAUUUGUGUGUGACUCUGUUUAUCUCUCUCUCUCUACAGUAAGCUUGUAGGUGUAGCUAAGCUAUAGCUAGGAGACAGUUUAAGUUGUAAGGGCAGAUCUUGUCAUAGUAGUUUGCUACUUCUACUACUAUAAAUCUUUUAUAAAGUAUGAGACCAUUUUCUAUAUCUGUAGACCAA
Messenger RNA from Oryza sativa Japonica Group (Japanese rice), 1134 nucleotides. RefSeq lists its product as uncharacterized. Lineage: Eukaryota; Viridiplantae; Streptophyta; Magnoliopsida; Poales; Poaceae. The record is from RefSeq and is a predicted model, not a curated record.